UUUACUUCCUUGACAACUUUUUAUAUAUGUCACUAUGUUAUCACAAAAUAUAAAAGUAUCCGCAAACGAUCCGUCUAAUGAUGAUCUUCAAAAUAUUAUGCCUCAAUUUGUACUUUGUGUCCGAGAUUUCAAUCUUGACCUAGAACAGAAUGGAGACGAAAUAACGGCAGAUGAAUAUCUAGAAAUGUGUCUCCAAACAAAAACCGGUGAGACCCCAGAAGAUGACAAAUAUAACAGACCACGAGAAUGUAUUAAGAAAUACUUCACACGAAGGAAAGUGUUUACAUUUGACAGACCAGCCAGCCGAAAAGUAAUGAGAACUUUAGAUUUGGCCAGAGAAGAAGACCUUAACGAAGAUUUUGUGCAUGAAACAGAGAAAUUCUUGGCAUAUAUCUAUACUUGCCCAGGGAAAUAUCUUCUUAAUAAAUCACCCGUAACAGGAAGCAUGCUAGCUAAACUUCUAAGAGAAUAUGUAACUACAAUAAGUGAUGGCAAUGUACCAUGUGUCGAAGAUGCUAUGCUGAUCAUGACAAGACAAGAAAACAAAAAACACGCAAAGGUAGCUGCCGAAGAGUACAAAGUAUUUCUGAAACAAAUACAGCUUCCGGUAUAUGACAAAAACAAAUUGUGUGAUUCAAACUUAAAGUUCAAAAAAGAGAAUUUAUCAAGUCUGCAGUCCAAACUGAUGUUCGAUACAGACAGCAAAUUCCAAAAGUCAACAGAGGUAAAAAGAAGCUGA
This is a messenger RNA of Ruditapes philippinarum (Manila clam), 739 nucleotides long. Its product is annotated as guanylate-binding protein 2-like. The transcript is spliced from 3 exons. NCBI's taxonomy places the organism in Eukaryota, Metazoa, Mollusca, Bivalvia, Venerida, Veneridae. The record is from RefSeq and is a predicted model, not a curated record. The coding region runs from base 35 to 739 and encodes 234 amino acids. Gene Ontology annotation, molecular function: GTPase activity; GTP binding.